Molecule: messenger RNA, 258 nt
Organism: Ogataea philodendri
Lineage: Eukaryota; Fungi; Ascomycota; Pichiomycetes; Pichiales; Pichiaceae
Exons: 2
Coding region: 1-258 (85 amino acids)
Source: RefSeq, a predicted model, not a curated record
AUGGUGAGGUUUCCGUAUCCAGACACCUCCAGACCUCCAGUCAGACCUUGGUUUUUCAAGGUGACUGCCGAGUUCAAAGUCAUCACGUCUCUUGGACCGGAGUUGAGAUCCGAUCCAACAAGAUUGGCCUGGAACAAUGAGGACAUGUUGGCGUCACCUGGACCAGAGCCAAACAGGAGAUCAAAGUGCACUUUGAAACAAACCAAGAACACAAUCAUUGGAACAAUGAUCAGUCCCACAAUUCUAGAGGCCCAGUGA